Molecule: messenger RNA, 327 nt
Organism: Aspergillus tanneri
Lineage: Eukaryota; Fungi; Ascomycota; Eurotiomycetes; Eurotiales; Aspergillaceae
Exons: 1
Coding region: 1-327 (108 amino acids)
Biological process (GO): regulation of DNA-templated transcription
Molecular function (GO): zinc ion binding; DNA-binding transcription factor activity, RNA polymerase II-specific
Source: RefSeq, a predicted model, not a curated record
AUGUUAACCGUUCAAGCCGGAUGGUCGAUGCUGAACAAAAGCAUCUCGACCAUGAUAUCCACUACCGCCGCCACCGAGCCCGGAGAGAGACGACAAUGUUGGGAGUGUCGACGUCGUCGACUCGUGUGCGACUCGUCCCGACCGGCUUGUAAUAAGUGUCUGCAGCCGGCACCGGUGCGUCCGGGAUAUGGUAGUAAGAAACCACUCAAGUGGAUCACCCAGGGACCGUCAAGCCCGCAAUCGGGGUCGACCACCUGGAUCCGGAAAAGGCAGCAAUUUCUGCUGCCAAACGAAGCGUCUUAUGAGCAAGUCUCCGCAGGUGGAUAA